AUGGCCAAGCGCGACUUUGGCUCUGCCUUCUCCUACAGCGAGCCUGAAGGCAUGAUAGUCGCGACCGGCAACGGUUUUGACGCUCCCCAGCCUCAGGCGCAGCUGUAUGCACCAGACUCGCCGACUGCGCUGCUCCGCAUUCCAGGGCAAUGGCCACAAGAGCAGAGCUUUGUCGCAGAAGAUGAAGCGUCGCACUUCACCGGUGCUUCCUUCUUCACAACCGAGAGCAAGUUUGCAACUUGCCUGACUUGUAUUACACGUAUCCUCGCAAUGCCUGUGCGCCUUGCGCAGCGCUUCUUGCGCCAGCAGACAAUUCGCGCCCUUCCUGUCAUCAGCGAGCAGGGCGCCAGGAAAAAGCGUCUUGUCGAUGCGGGCCCAGCAGAUGCACCAUACACACCUACGCGACCGCGCGCGAGAGUGACGCGUCGCCACUCCCCUUCAACACCGACGCCCAUAUCUCAACCAACAUUCACGCAACGUGCCAUCAGCCCUGUAUUCUCCAGGCUGAGUGCCGCUUUCCCUGUCACCGCAUCUUCAUUGGCGGACUGGUCGCCAUCGCCAACUCCACCAAGCAAUCGCAUUGUGGACAGCCCGGUUUUGGAGUCUCUUGAUGUGGAUAGCGACGACGAUUUCUCGUUCUCAGAUGUUGUAUCUGGUACUCCACCUCACAAUCCACACACCGGCUCGCCCGUCAAGCGAGUCUGGAACCCCAGGACAUUGGAGUUCCAAGCGCGCUCGCCCGCUAUUCCUCUGCUGCAGACAUCGCCCUCAGGCAGCCCACACAUCAAGCAGUUUUCACCUAGCGCCCAUCAACGCAUUCUCCGCAAUGCAGCAAUCACACCAACACAACGCCAUCUGCAUAGAGUGCAGCUGCGUGCUCGCCUUCGGGGGGCAGCCCCAGGUCCAUCCUCACCACAAGCCGACCACACGAUACCCUCACCAGCGCUGCCUCUUUCUCUCAACAGUGAGUUGAAAGAGCGAGAGUUCAAAGCGUCGGCUCUGAAGCUCAACGCAGAGCAUAUUGCUCACCAGGCGAAUCUGGCCAAUGAGCGGUACAAGGCUGUGCUCCAGACUCGGGACACUAGAAACACCGAGAUCCGUGCUGCCGAGGCGCACGAUGUUGAGACUGCACCAACGAAUCUCGCCCACACUGUCGAUGAAGACCUGUCCACCUUGCCAGAUGCCAACAACGACUACGCUGACUACGAGAACGACCUUUCUUUCUUGGAGGACGCACCUGCCCCGCCUCGGGCAAAAUCUGUUAGAUGGACUGAGCACGGUGAUGUAAAGCCAUUCUACUUUGACGAACGAGUCAGCGAAAUGUUGGAUUCAACGUUGGAGACCAUUGCGUCUAGUCCAGUACGGACAUCUACACACGAGUCUGACUCAAGUGAAGAUGAUCGCGACAAUCUGUCUGUUGCUUCAGAAUCGCCUACCAAAGGCAGUCCUAAGGUCCAGGCCAAUGCAUCCACAGAAUUGGUCGGGUUCCAUGGCGUGCCUGCGGAUACGUGGGACUCCGCCAACGAUGACUCUCUGGACGAAUCGCAGAUAUCUAUCGAGCUAUUCGAAGAGCUGCAAGCGGACCUUGAAAAGAAACUUGCUCUUGCGCCGCGCCCUGUCGUCAAAACGCCACUAGUAGCACCAUUGACCAAGGAUGAAAAGGCCCUGCUCGACUCGGCUGCGGCCAAGACCAACCAUGGAUUGGAUCAAGAUGCUCAUGUUGUCAAGCGCAAACUUUCCGCGCGAGACUUUGGCACUCUGUUGCCUGCGCAAUUCAACGGAAGCGCAAGAGCUUGGCUCAACGACGAGAUCGUCAACGAGUACCUGUCAAUCCUGGUCGGAUAUGAAAAGCAUUCCGCGGGAUUCGAGCACAAGCGUAAUGGUCCUGCACCGCACGUUCACGCCUUCACUUCACACUGGUAUACAUCAAUACAGAAUGGAGCCAAGGCUGUGGAGCGCUGGGCUGGGCGGGUCCAGCUAGCGGGUAAGCAAUACCUGGACGCUGAACUGCUCCUCUAUCCAAUCUGCGACGGAUCACACUGGCGUCUGCUUGCCGUGAAGCCUAAGGCUAGGACUAUCGAGUACCUUGAUUCUCUAGGACUUGGCGGAACUAAGUAUAUCGCCAAGAUGCGUGAGUACCUGGCACACGAACUCAAAGACCUCUACAUUGCCGAAGAAUGGAACGUUAUUGAACACCAACGCAGCGCUCGCCAGCUCAACGGCAGCGAUUGUGGCGUCUUUACUCUUCUGAAUGCUCUUGCACUCCUCCGAGACGAAGAAGCCAAGCGAGUGGUGGCAUGCGAAGGCAUGUUGGAAGCACGCGAACGUAUUGCUAUUACUCUUAUGGCCGGACGCCCUACAACGGAGAUGAACUGA
Molecule: messenger RNA, 2376 nt
Organism: Dothidotthia symphoricarpi CBS 119687
Lineage: Eukaryota; Fungi; Ascomycota; Dothideomycetes; Pleosporales; Dothidotthiaceae
Product: cysteine proteinase
Exons: 2
Coding region: 1-2376 (791 amino acids)
Biological process (GO): protein desumoylation
Cellular component (GO): nucleus
Molecular function (GO): deSUMOylase activity
Source: RefSeq, a predicted model, not a curated record